UUUUUUACAAAGUUAAAAACCCCGCGUUCAAAUUUUAUGUUGCAAAAAAUUAAAAACGUAAAAUAAAUGCUUGAAUAAAGGUUAUUCUAGUGGAUUCCAAAGUCACGUAAAGUGAGUUUCUGUUCAAUAGCUUCGCGUUUGUCCAAUUUCCAUUUUGGUUGAGUUUCAAAGACUAAAGAUUUUGUUAAUAAUUGCAAAAGAAAAAAUAUCCAUAGAAAAAACAAAGAAAAAAUAUUUGAAAAUUGAAAUUUAGAAGCAAAAUGGCAAGCAGAAAAUUCCUCCCUCUCCAAAAUGGACAUUCAUCGAACCAACAGGAGCAACAAAACAUCAGUGGCCACAGUCUUUCAAAUGGCUUUCAUAUUGAACAAAGAAUCGCAAUCCCAGAAAUGUGCUUCUUCUGCUUUGACGUUCUUCAUAAAGAGCUUCACGGAUUGGAACGUCAUGUUGAACCAAACAUUUUAGGGAUCUCCAACAUGGCUUUUCCGCUCUUUGUGACCUGGAAGAUUGGACGAGAUCAACGUUUACGUGGUUGUAUUGGAACUUUUUCUGAAUUAAAUUUACAUUCAGGAUUGAAGGAAUAUGCACUAACAAGUGCAUUAAAAGAUUCACGUUUUGAUCCAAUUUCAAGAGACGAGUUACCACGAUUAACUGUUUCCGUUUCCAUUUUGCAGGGCUUCAAAGAAGCACGCGACUAUUUAGAUUGGACUUUGGGAGUUCACGGAAUAAGAAUAGAAUUUGUUAAUGAAAGAGGAUCAAAACGAUCCGCUACUUUCCUGCCGAAUGUGGCAACUGAGCAAGGCUGGGAUCAAAUCCAGACAAUUGAUUCAUUGCUGCGUAAAGGCGGAUUUCGUGGCCAGAUAACAAAUGCAACACGCAACUCCAUUAAGCUCAUCAGAUACACUUCACAAGAGAUUCAUAUGACAUACACAACUUACGUGGAGUAUCGUGAUCGUUAUCAUGCCCAAGGUAUUAUCACUUGUCGCGUUCAGUGCUAACAAAUGCGAUACUAUUGAACGCGAACGAGGUUUCUUUGACACUUUCCGACGACGAUUGUGCUUUUCUUCUUUCUUUUUUACCCCACCUUAGGUAGCGAAUCAAGUGCCGAUCUGCAGGGCAUGUGUAUGAGAAGAGCUGUUAUGGUGAUAAUAAAUCAAUAAAUCAUAAAUUUAAUACUUGAUGAUAAUUAGAAACUUACCCCGGAAUGUCUGCAGGCAAUAUGUGAACUGCCACUACAUAAACUCGAAUCGCAGUAAUUUUGAGCAUCAGCGAGGUAAAUCCAGCCGGUCACGAGUAGCACAAAAAUCUUUUCAAGGAACUUCAUCUUUUGUCUUUUA
Messenger RNA from Clunio marinus, 1334 nucleotides. NCBI's taxonomy places the organism in Eukaryota, Metazoa, Arthropoda, Insecta, Diptera, Chironomidae. The record is from the annotation of a GenBank genome assembly.